Opisthocomus hoazin is the source of this 2043-nucleotide messenger RNA. The record is from RefSeq and is a predicted model, not a curated record. NCBI's taxonomy places the organism in Eukaryota, Metazoa, Chordata, Aves, Opisthocomiformes, Opisthocomidae.
AUGACGGAAAAUAGGGAUGGCAGGAACCUCUCCAGGAGCUGCGGUCCACCUGUCUUACUCCAGUCGGUCACCCUGAUGAGCCGCAGCGACUCGGAGCCACGAGAGCUGAACCUGAGCCGGCAGUGGGCGGUGGGGGCCGCGCUCAGCCUCACCGUGCUGGUCAUCGUGGCCGGCAACUUGCUGGUGAUCGUGGCCAUCGCCAAGACGCCGCGGCUGCAGACCAUGACCAACGUCUUCAUCACCUCGCUGGCCUGCGCCGACCUGGUGAUGGGGCUGCUGGUGGUGCCCUUCGGGGCCACGCUGGUGGUGAGGGGAACCUGGCUCUGGGGAUCCUUCCUCUGCGAGUGCUGGACCUCGGUGGACGUGCUCUGCGUGACGGCCAGCAUCGAGACCUUGUGCGUCAUCGCCAUCGACCGCUACCUGGCCAUCACCUCGCCUUUCCGCUACCAGAGCCUCAUGACCAGGGGUCGGGCCAAGGGCAUCAUCUGCACCGUCUGGGCCAUCUCCGCCCUGGUCUCCUUCUUGCCCAUCAUGAUGCACUGGUGGCGGGAUGAGGACCCCCAGGCACUGGAGUGCUACCAGGACCCGGGCUGCUGCGACUUCGUCACCAACAGGGCUUACGCCAUCGCCUCCUCCAUCAUUUCCUUCUACAUCCCCCUCGUCAUCAUGAUCUUCGUGUACCUCCGGGUGUACAGAGAGGCCAAGGAGCAGAUCAGGAAGAUCGAUAGGUGCGAGGGCCGGUUCUAUGGCAGCCACGAGCAGCCGCAGCCACCCCCGCCCCCUCACCACCCGCCCAUCCUCCGCAACAGCAAGCGGAAGACCUCCCGCAUCAUGGCCAUGAAGGAGCAGAAAGCCCUCAAGACUCUGGGCAUCAUCAUGGGGGUGUUCACCCUCUGCUGGCUCCCUUUCUUCCUGGUGAACAUCGUCAACGUCUUCAACAGGGACCUGGUGCCGGACUGGCUCUUCGUUUUCUUCAACUGGCUGGGCUACGCCAACUCCGCUUUCAACCCCAUCAUCUACUGCCGCAGCCCCGACUUCCGAAAGGCCUUCAAGAGGCUGCUCUGCUGGGAACGAACGGACCGUGUUUAUAUUAAACAGCAUAUUUACAUACCACUAAUAGCAACAACAGAAAUUUACUGCACAAUUUAAAAAAACGGCGACAAAGCCGUUUUUUGCACAGUGUUAAGAGUUGUAAAGUUAUUUGAAGAUGUUACUUGCACACACGUACACACACGCAAAUUAAAAAACAGGGGUUUGAGUAACACUGACCCUGAACCUGAUUUCUGGAGUACGCGUCUGGGAGUCAGGACACCAGAAUACCCGAGAUUACAGAGGAUGCUUAGUUUGAAAGCUGAAAAUGGCCUCGAGCAGAAAGAAAUCUCCGUACGGGAUGCUCGCCACCCCACGAGUAAGUCCACCUCGUGCCGACGGUGGGCCCGAUCCUGCCCGAGCGAGGCGGGCGGUGCGUGCUUGGCGGGACAGGGUCGGGGCAGACCCCUGCCCAAAAAGCAGACGGAGGAGGCUCGAGCACUGCGAGGGGAGAUGGCAGCUGGGGAGUUGCAAAGACAACAGGACCGGGACUGCGACACCAGUGACUGCAGCGAGGUGUUGGCUGCGCACGUCAGGCUACGCCGGGUCGUGCUUCCGCUGGAUGAGCGCAAUGGCGUGAAGAACGUGAAAGGGAAGGUAGGGAAGUUCCAGACAGACGGUGGGCUGUCGAGGUGCCGGCAGAAGGCCCUCCCCACCGGAAAGAGCUGCACAAAGCCCUCCUGCAAAAUCACUGCACUUGGAGACCGCGGCCCUCAGCAUCAGCUGGCGGUAGCUCCAAGCACGAACUCAGGAAUGAAUGAAACUGUGUACAAAAACUGUGGCUUAGACCUGGGACCUGAGCUGCGCCCACGGCACACGCAGCGUUUGACAGCACCAGCCGGGUGUUUGUGCUGGAACUCUCUGUUUGAUCCUGUCGAAAGCACUGAUGUGCUCUCCUGCAGUAGCCCUAAGCGCACUCUCGCCGAGGAGGAGCGUUACCCUAUGCGCCACUGA